Molecule: messenger RNA, 2546 nt
Organism: Lynx canadensis (Canada lynx)
Lineage: Eukaryota; Metazoa; Chordata; Mammalia; Carnivora; Felidae
Product: protocadherin alpha-7-like
Biological process (GO): homophilic cell-cell adhesion
Cellular component (GO): plasma membrane
Molecular function (GO): calcium ion binding
Source: RefSeq, a predicted model, not a curated record
CACUGUGUUUUUCUAUGCGGAUGUUGAACAAUGGAGAGCACAUCAGGAUAGUAACGAAGAGAUAAGAUUCCUCCAAAUUUUGAGAUAAGUUACGCCGAUUUGAAUAAUUUUAAAAUCCCAAUUAAUUUGAAAUGGUGUACUCGAAUCGAGGCGACCGGGGGCAUCAGCAUCUACUGCUGUUUUUUAUAAUCCUCACAGCCUGGGAAAGCGGGAGCGGCCAGGUCCACUACUCAGUCCCGGAGGAGGCCAAACACGGCACCUUCGUGGGCCGCAUCGCGCAGGACUUGGGGCUGGAGCUGGCGGAGCUGGUGCCGCGCCUUUUCCGAGUGGCUUCCAAAGGACACGGGGACCUUCUGGAGGUAAACCUGCAGAAUGGUAUUUUGUUUGUGAAUUCUCGGAUCGACCGCGAGGAGCUGUGUGGGCGGAGCGCGGAAUGCAGCAUCCACCUGGAGGUGAUCGUGGACAGGCCGCUGCAGGUUUUCCAUGUGGAGGUGGAGGUGAAGGACAUUAACGACAACCCGCCCGUAUUCCCGGAGACAAAAAAGAAUCUGUUUAUAGCCGAAUCCAGGAUGCUUGACUCUAGGUUUCCACUAGAGGACGCUUCCGAUGCAGAUAUCGAGGAGAACGCUCUAUUGACUUACAGACUGAGCCCCAACGAGUUUUUCUCUCUGGACGUACCAACCAAUGGCGAACAGGAAAAACCUCUUGGUCUUGUAUUACGGAAAUCUUUAGACAGGGAAGAAUCUCCGGAACUUCAUUUAUUGCUCACAGCCACUGAUAGAGGCAAACCUGAGCUGACUGGCACUGUUCAGUUACUCAUAAAAGUGCUGGAUGCCAAUGACAACGCACCAGUUUUCGACAGAACACUCUAUGCGGUGAAAUUACCAGAAAAUGUUCCCAAUGGAACGUUAGUAAUUAAACUUAAUGCCUCAGAUUUGGAUGACGGCAUGAAUGGGGAUAUUAUUUACUCAUUCUCUAGUGACGUCUCCCCAGAUAUAAAAUCUAAAUUCUACAUGGAUGCCAUAAAUGGAGAAAUUAUAGCAAUAGGACAUAUCGAUUUUGAAGAAUGUAAAACUUACAAAAUUCGAGUAGAAGCGAUCGAUAAAGGCUAUCUACCACUAGCUGGUCACUGUACAGUUCUUGUGCAAGUUUUGGACGCUAAUGAUAAUACUCCAGAGUUGACUGUUACUUCCCUGUCUCUCCCUAUCUCAGAGAAUGCUCAGCGGGGCACAGUCAUCACCUUGAUCAGUGUGUCUGACCGAGAUUCUGGAGCUAAUGGCCAGGUGACCUGCACACUGUCGCCCCAUGUCCCCUUCAAGCUGGUGUCCACCUUCAAGAAUUACUAUUCGCUGGUGCUGGACAGCGCCCUGGACGCUGAGAGCGUGUCGGACUAUGCUCUAGUAGUGACAGCACGGGACGGGGGCUCGCCUUCGCUGUAGGCCACGGCCAGCGUGUCCGUGGAAGUGGCCGACGUGAACGACAACGCGCCGGCAUUCGCGCAGGCCGAGUACACGGUGUUCGUGAAGGAGAACAACCCUCCCGGCUGCCACAAUCUUCACGGUGUCCGCGCGGGACGCGGGACCGCGCAGGAGAACGCGCUGGUGUCCUACUCGCUGGUGGAGCGGCGGGUGGUCGAGCGUGCGCUGUCGAGCUACGUGUCGGUGCACGCGGAGAGCGGCAAGGUGUACGCGCUGCCGCUGGACCACGAGGAGCUGGAGCUGCUGCAGUUCCAAGUGAGCGCGCGCGACGCGGGCGUGCCGCUGGGCAGCAACGUGACGCUGCAGGUGUUCGUGCUGGACGAGAACGACAACGCGCCCGCGCUGCUUGCCGCUGCCGGGGCGGGCGGCGCGGGCGGCGCCGUGAGCGAGCUGGUGUGGCGGUCGGUGGGCGCGGGCCACGUGGUGGCGAAGGUGCGCGCGGUGGACGCGGACUCGGGCUACAACGCGUGGCUGUCGUACGAGCUGCAGCCGGCGGCGGGUGGCGCGCGCAGCCCGUUCCGCGUGGCGCUGUACACGGGCGAGAUCAGCACGACGCGCAGCCUGGACGAGGCGGACUCGCCGCGCCAGCGCCUGCUGGUGCUGGUGAGGGACCACGGCGAGCCGGCGCUGACGGCCACGGCCACCGUGCUGCUGUCGCUGGUGGAGAGCGGCCAGGCGCCCAAGGCCUCGUCGCGGGUGUUGGCGGGCGCCGCUGGCGCGGAGACGGCGCUGGUGGAUGUCAACGUGUACCUGAUCAUCGCCAUCUGCGCCGUGUCCAGCCUGCUGGUGCUCACGCUGCUGCUGUACGUGGCGCUGCGGUGCUCGGCGCCGCCCAGCGAGGGCGCGUGCGGGCCGGCGGGGAAGCCCACGCUGGUGUGUUCCAGCGCGGUGGGGAGCUGGUCGUACUCGCAGCAGAGGCGGCAGAGGGUGUGCUCUGGGGAGGGUCCGCCCAAGACCGACCUCAUGGCUUUCAGCCCCAGCCUUCCCCCGUGUCCUGGAUCUCUGAAUCCAACGGAAGAUCCACAAGCUUCUUUGGAGUCUUCUGGAAAGGUUCCAUAUGUCACUUGA